Molecule: messenger RNA, 1240 nt
Organism: Coffea eugenioides
Lineage: Eukaryota; Viridiplantae; Streptophyta; Magnoliopsida; Gentianales; Rubiaceae
Product: polygalacturonase inhibitor-like
Exons: 1
Coding region: 12-1016 (334 amino acids)
Molecular function (GO): protein binding
Source: RefSeq, a predicted model, not a curated record
ACCAAUCAAUAAUGAAGUCCUCAGUUGGAUUCAUUCUCUUCCUGUCUUUCCAUCUAUUCCUAUCUCUACCAUAUCCCUCUCUUUCUGCCCAUGCCAAGUGCAACGUACAUGACAAGCAGGUCCUACUAGAGAUCAAAGCAGCAUUUAACAAUCCCUACCACUUGGCCUCCUGGAAUCCAGAUGUAGACUGCUGCGGAUGGUACGCUUUGGAUUGCGAUCGCAACACUGGGCGCGUGAUUGCUCUUACCAUCUUCGCAGGCAACAUCUCUGGCGAAAUCCCGCCUGCAGUUGGAGACCUUCCAUAUCUCCAGAACUUAAUGUUUCAUAAACUUACAAAUCUCACAGGCCAAAUCCCAUCAGCCGUUACCAAGCUUGUUCACCUUAAAGAGCUGACAAUUAGCUGGACUAAUCUUUCGGGACCGGUGCCUUCAUUCCUUAGCCAGCUCAAGAACCUCACCUCCUUGGACUUGUCAUUCAACGACCUCACUGGUUCCAUCCCUCCUUCGCUUUCUGAGCUCCCUAACCUCCUAGACCUCCACCUGGAUCGCAACAAACUCACCGGAAGUAUCCCAGAUUCCUUUGGAAGGUUCGCUGGAAAUACUCCUGAUCUGUUUCUGUCUCACAACAUGCUAAGUGGCCCUGUUCCAAAGUCCUUAGGCAACGUGAAUUUCUCUAUUCAGAUUGACUUUUCACGCAACAAGCUUGAAGGUGACGCAUCAUUCUUGUUUGGCAAGAACAAGACAAUACAAUUUGUUGAUUUGUCGAGGAAUUUGUUUGAGUUUGAUCUUUCCAAGGUGGAAUUUCCAGACAGCUUGACGAAUUUGGACUUGAACCAUAACAAGAUCUUCGGCAGUCUACCAGUUGGAUUGACUGAAUUGAACUUGCAGUUCUUCAAUGUGAGUUACAACAGGCUUUGUGGACAGAUUCCGCAAGGUGGGAAGCUGCAAAGCUUCGACAGCUAUAAUUAUUUCCACAACAGAUGUCUGUGUGGUGCUCCUCUUCCUGCCUGCAAGUGAUUUCUGAGAAAUCCAUGGCAGGGACAUCAAAUGACAUCAGUCAUCUAGCCUUUCAUUAUGUUGCAUCCGAGAAUAAGAUGUAUUUGGAUUGCGGUUUAUAUGUUAGAAUUUGUAUGUUUAAUAUGUAUGCAAAUAUAAGCUGAGGAUUGAAGUUAACUUGAAGAAGCGGAGGUGAGAUAAUGUUAGUAAACAACUACCCCUGCGUCCUUGCAGUUGCCUCACUA